CAAGUUUUGGUUUGGACGCUGGAAAGUCAGCUCAUAAUUUUUGUGGUUUGUUCGUCUGCAGACUGUUCUGGCCAUUUUUUGGGUUUUGGAGAUGCAUGCUGCAAAAGCAUGCGUUUCGUGUCACCGUAACUCUGUCCAAGAAAGUGUUAUGCAUUUGUUUCUUGAUGCGACAUUUGUACUUCUGCAUUACCCACCCAAGUAUCAUUAGGACGCUGUCUGUAGCAGCACAUUCUGCAGGAUCUGCAGUGUCUCUGUGAAGAACUGCAAAGCUGUGGGUAACGCAAAGCUGGGGAUAUACUUCGUAGAGUACUGUCUCACUUGCUGCUUUAGUGUCUGUCAAGUGCAUGCAUUAUCAGAUUUUAGGUGUCCCCCUCAAGAUCGUCAGUGUAGGCAGUGCAGGAUGCUGUUUGACUGGCGCCCAUAUGGACAAUAGGAGCACAGCAGAAAUCAUGGCUGCUCUCGAUUUCACUUAUAGGAUUGGGGCGCUCAGCAGACAUGCAUCGGAAGGUUACUGUAGGUACUCGACUAUUUGUUUGCUGUACUGUAGGUCUGUGGCAGAGUACCAUCGGCACUUAUAUGUUUGUAUUAUAAUUGAUAACUGCCACUGCUGAGUAGGUUUGAUAGCUCCCUUGAGGCUAUUCUAUUCCUACUCGGCGUGUGUAAAAAUGCAGCACGACAACCUUUUAUCUGCGCCUCAUUCCCUGCUGGUAAACAUGAUGCUGUGGGUGGGUUCUUGUAAAGGGU
Messenger RNA from Coccomyxa subellipsoidea C-169, 744 nucleotides. RefSeq lists its product as hypothetical. The record is from RefSeq and is a predicted model, not a curated record. The coding region runs from base 423 to 611 and encodes 62 amino acids. The transcript has a single exon. Lineage: Eukaryota; Viridiplantae; Chlorophyta; Trebouxiophyceae; Coccomyxaceae.